GUAUACAAGCCUGCCGAAUCUAACACACACUUAGACCUCCAGAUCAAAGAUUCCUGCUAGAAUCACAACCUCAAGAUUCACAUCACCCACAACCUAUAACGACACUUCACAGGCGCUAGCACACUAUAUACAACAGGCAAACCACUUUACUACUACUACCACUACCACCACAUCACCACAACUACUCAACCUGAGCCCCCAAACAAAAAAGAUGUGCGACUUUGACGAAUUCGUCUUCACCUGUGGACACUCCACGUUCCGUCUCAAAGCCUACUGCCACCGCGCGCGCAACGAUCCCUACAAGGAGUGUCAUUACGUCAAGAAGCUCCGGGAUGUCUGGGACCAGACGUAUCCGUGCAGCGAGUGUGUGAACAGGGCACAAGCGGCGGCAACAGCGGCGGCGCAAGGUAUGCACAUGGGAAACGACCAAGGGCAGCAAGGCCAGGGACAGCAGGGGUAUCAAGAGCAGUAUCAGCAGUACUAGAGGUACGUGAAAUGGAUGGGGUGGCUAUUUGUGAGUAUUUAGUAAGGAGGUUGAAAGGGGGGGGGGGACAUGAGAAAUGUUUAUGAGGAAUCAUGUGCCAGUCAUUACGAUGAUGGUUGGGAGACGAGAUACCAUUUGGGGACUGUCAAUGGGUGGUACACUGAUAUGAGUAGAAGGGAAUUUAAUGAACACGCUGUAGACUAAGUUAUGAAAUCAAAUUGGAUUCAGUUG
Molecule: messenger RNA, 715 nt
Organism: Neurospora hispaniola
Lineage: Eukaryota; Fungi; Ascomycota; Sordariomycetes; Sordariales; Sordariaceae
Exons: 3
Coding region: 212-484 (90 amino acids)
Source: RefSeq, a predicted model, not a curated record